Penicillium diatomitis is the source of this 1392-nucleotide messenger RNA. Its product is annotated as bifunctional ornithine acetyltransferase/N-acetylglutamate synthase. Bases 1 to 1392 code for a protein of 463 amino acids. The transcript is spliced from 2 exons. Gene Ontology annotation, cellular component: mitochondrial matrix. Gene Ontology annotation, molecular function: L-glutamate N-acetyltransferase activity, acting on acetyl-CoA as donor; L-glutamate N-acetyltransferase activity, acting on acetyl-L-ornithine as donor. The record is from RefSeq and is a predicted model, not a curated record. NCBI's taxonomy places the organism in Eukaryota, Fungi, Ascomycota, Eurotiomycetes, Eurotiales, Aspergillaceae. Gene Ontology annotation, biological process: L-arginine biosynthetic process; L-ornithine biosynthetic process.
AUGGCGGUGGGCUCGCUGGCUCGCAUGCUCAAGGGUCAAGUGCGAUGCUACUCCGCACCGCUAGACAUGGCCAUUCCGGCGUCCAAGCAGCGCUACAUUCCCACAUCAGGCACCUAUCCUCAGGGGUUCAAGGUGUCUGGCACACAUGUGGGCGUCAAGGCAUCCAACUCUCGCUUUCCGGAUCUUGCGCUCAUCGCGUCCGACACGCCGUGCUCGGCUGCCGCCGUCUUCACCACCAACAAGUUCCAGGCAGCCCCGGUGCAGGUCAGCAAGCAGACCUUGAAGAGUCGCAAGGGCGAGGGCAUUCGGGCCGUAGUCAUCAACUCGGGCUGUGCCAAUGCCGUCACGGGGAAAGGUGGACUGGAGGACGCGGUGCAGAUGGGCCAGACGGUGGAUGAGUGCAGCGGAGCAGAGAAGAAUAGCUCCUUGGUGAUGAGUACGGGUGUCAUUGGACAGCGUCUCCCAAUCAAGAAGAUCCUCGAUCGCAUCCCCGCAGCGCAUGCCUCCCUCGACUCAACUCACGAUGCCUGGCUGACCACGGCGCGUGCUAUCUGCACCACGGAUACGUUCCCCAAACUGCUCUCUCGCACCUUCAGUCUGCCCUCCUCUCCCGGUCGAACCUACAGUCUGGCCGGCAUGACCAAAGGAGCCGGCAUGAUCCAUCCCAACAUGGCAACUCUGCUCGGUGUUCUCUGCACCGAUGCUGCCGUCGAGCCCGCCGCUCUGCAGUCCAUCCUCAAGCACUCUGUCUCUCGCUCCUUCAACUCCAUCUCGAUCGACGGUGACACGAGUACCAACGACACUAUUGCCGUGCUCGCCAAUGGCGCCGCUGGCGGUGAGAUGGUUCGAGCUCCGACCUCGGCCUCUGACGCCAGUGCCGACUACGAGGCUCUGCAGACCGUCUUCACCGAAUUCACCCAGUCUCUGUCGCAACUCGUGGUCCGUGACGGCGAAGGUGCGACCAAGUUUGUGACGGUUCGUGUUCGCAAUUCUCCCGACUAUGACUCGGCUCGCCUGAUCGCCUCAACCAUUGCACGAUCGCCUCUGGUGAAGACUGCCCUGUAUGGUAAAGACGCCAACUGGGGUCGUAUUCUGUGUGCCGUGGGUUACACCCAGGGUGUCAAGGACGGUGUUGUUGUGCCCGAACGUACCUCUGUCAGCUUCCGUCCUGUGGAUGGAAGCCCCAUCCUCAAGCUCCUGGUCAAUGGUGAGCCGGAGGCGGUCGACGAGGAGCGGGCCAGUGUCAUUUUGCAGAAUGAGGACCUGGAGAUUGAGGUCGAUCUGGGUGGUGGUGAACAAGGGGCUGCUGGUUGCGGUGGGGAAGAUGCGGUCUACUGGUUCUGCGAUUUCAGCCACGAGUAUGUCACGAUUAAUGGCGACUACCGCACUUGA